Messenger RNA from Arachis stenosperma, 2532 nucleotides. RefSeq lists its product as uncharacterized. The transcript is spliced from 4 exons. Lineage: Eukaryota; Viridiplantae; Streptophyta; Magnoliopsida; Fabales; Fabaceae. The record is from RefSeq and is a predicted model, not a curated record. Bases 315 to 992 code for a protein of 225 amino acids.
CUUUGUGAUGCUUAGUUCUUUGAUUUUCAUGUCAUUUGUGUCUUCUUUUUGCUUUCCUGAAUACCUUGCACCAUGUGGUUGGUAUGCUCAAUACUGGUUUUGGUCAUCAUGAGGUGAUUCUUCCUUCUUUAUGUUUUCAAGGCAAGGGAUUUCUACCUACUAGAUUGAAUAGACAUUAUUUCUAUUUAGUUUAGUUUCUGAGUUGUGAAUGAAUUGCUUCCUCAUUUCUUAUAGAAUAUUUAUUUUUGUAUCCUCUCUGAUAAGAUAUUUUGCUAGAAGUUUCAUAUAUCAAUCAACCUUUCUUUCUUGUUUGCAUGUUUUUUGUGCAUUGCUUUUUAUCAACUCUUAGGAUCUUCUUAUACAUGGUUAACUUUUAUUUACCGAGAUCUUUUGUAGGGUAUGUUUUAGCUUACUUUUAUUGGAUCUUCCUCUCUUUUCCUUCCCUUCUUACCCUUUCUUCGUCCAAUUUCACGACCAUUGGUGUGAAACCUCGUAGUUCCAAUGCUUUACCUUCAACCUCUCACCGAAGUUACUUUAGGGAAAUACUGGAUCUUGAUUCCGAGCCACUUCGCGCAUUCACCCUGCGUUCAGCUGCUCGAUGUCAUCACCAUCGGAGCCAAUCACGAGGAGCACGGGCAAUCCGACGUGGUAACGAAGCUGGUGGAGUUUCCAAGACGUCAGGGAGUUUACUCUGUCAGCUCCGCCAUCACUUGUCUCUCCCGGUGACUGGGUCAUUCCUUUUCUACCCUCCUUUGGUUGAGACCAGAACUCUUGAGGAAGUUAAAGAAGUAUUAUAUUAUGCUUUCCAAACAAACACUUCUUUGACCUGGAUAAUGUUGGAUAAUAUGGUUUUAUCUCUACCUAAUGGGGAUGUGGAUAUAUCAAUGCUGAAAGAAACUGUGCAGUUAGUCAAUGAAAAAUUUGAGAUUGAGUUACAACUUGGUUGGUUGGUGAUAACAAAGUUCAGGAAAAAAGACACACUGUUAAAGUGAAAUUGAAGAUGGCUCAGAAUGAAAGAAUUGUAAAAUUGGAGUGAGUGAUUGAUUGAUUGAUUGAAAUAUCAAGAAAUUUUAGUCAAAUAGAGUAGGCAAGUCAAUUUCUGCAUGCGAGUCAAGGAGAGUAGGUGUGAUGCACUUAGGUAACUUGUGGCUGACUCCUCUCUCUCUUUGGUUUUUGAACUAUAAUCAUAUAUUUUUCCUCUUUUUGAAUUACAUUAUCAUUGGAGUAUUAACAUUAUUAAUUUUAGUCCAUAUAACAAUACUAUUAGUAUGCAUAAUAGACUAUGGUUUAAAACAAUACCAUUUCCUGUUGGUAAAUCUUCUUUCUUUAUUUCCUUCUAUGUGGAUUGCAUUUUUUGUAUUCAGAAAGAGAGUAUUAAUUUUUUAAUAGAAAACGUUUUUUUUUUUUUUUAUGUAAAAAUUGGGCAAAACUAGAUACUUUGUGAUGUGUUCAAAAUAACUUAUUAGCGUAAGCUUUUAGAACCACUUUUAGGGAAAUUACUUUUUUUCCUUGAAGCAAUUUUUAAGUUCUAACACAAACAUGUAAUUGCAGAUUUUAGGUAUUAAGGAUUAGGGUUUAAUGUUUGGAGUAGUUUAAUGCAAAAGGUGUGUGCUUGGGUUAAUUUGUUUGUAGUCAGUCAAGCUUCUUGAGGCAUUUGUCGAAGAAAAAAAAAUUGUGUAUUUGUUUCCUAAAAUUAUGUUAAGCAGAGUUGCUCUAUAUGAAAGCAGGUACUGUGACUACAACAUUUGAAGUACAUUUUGAAACGAGCGACUAUAACAUUUGAAGUUAUUUAGUUAUGUGAAUAUUCUAACUAAAAAAUUCCUAAUGCUUUCAUCCUUAAUCUGUAUUGCUAUUACAUGAAGUUGAUCAGUUUGAAAGAUAAAUUUAUAUUAAAAAAGAAAAACUAAAUAUACUGUUAAUAAUUAUCUUUAAUUUUAAAAACCUAUAUAUGUCCAAAGUUAUUUUCUAUGUUUUUUAUGUGACAUUUUUAUAAACAUUUGUGGUGCAGAAAUUUAAAUAUCCUACAAAGUAUAUUCCAUCAUAUCAUCUAUAUUUUUCAGAGUGGAUCUUCAUUUCAAUUGUGAUAUCAUGAUCAACGAAGGAGUUAGAAGGUAACAAUAUCUAGGUGCAAAGUUAAAAGUUAACAAUGUCUUUAUAUGCUUUUUGAAAUUUUCUUAUUUCAUAUCCUGCUUUUUUCUUUUAUAUUCACUGUGAUUAACUGUAAGUUGAUUUUGAAUUUUUAUCUAAUGCUUUGAGUUGUUGCCUAAUAUUAUUCAAGACGAUAUCUUUUGCUCCAUAUAUUUUAUGGGGCUAAUACUACUCUUUAUUAUGGACAUUUUGUUUGACAUAUAUUAAGUUAUACUAGAAUUAGUCUUAUUUGAAAGAUUCAUAUAAUUGCAACAUUAAGACUUGUUCAGGCAGGAUUUUGUUUGACAUAUUGAUCCAAAAAAGUGCAGCUGAGUUUGUUCAGGCAGGAUUUUGUAAGACUGAUGUUCUUUUGUAGACCGCUAAGAGUGAUCUUUCAAAUUCAAA